AUGACCAACUUCGAGAAAUCGGUCAAGGGGGCCACAAAGCUCAAGCUCGCGGCCCCUAAAUCCAAAUACGUUGAAAACAUCCUGGUGGCGACCCAUACUGGCGAGGCGGGCGUUGCCGAGGUGUUCCGAACAUUACAACACCGACUUCGCGAUUCAGCAUGGACAAUUGUCUUCAAGGCUCUUAUAAUUGUGCAUCUCUUGAUCCGAGAGGGCCAACAGGAUGCGGCCUUGACAUAUCUCUCCGACAACCCGAAGAAGAUCGCACCCAGCAACUUCUCCGAAGCCCAGUCACAGGGACGCAAUAUUCGCCGCUAUGCCGAGUAUCUUAUCACUCGCGCAAGAGCGUUCGAAGCCACUCAGACGGAUUAUGUACGGAACGGACCGGGGCGCCUGAAGCGAUUAAGCGUGGAAAAGGGUCUUUUGAGAGAAACGGAAUAUGUACAGAAGCAGAUCCGUGCGCUGUUGAGGGCUGAUUUAUUGACGGAUGAGCCCGAGAACGAGAUUAGCUUGACUGCAUUUCGCCUCUUGACCCUCGAUCUCAUGACACUGUAUUCGGUCAUGAAUGAGGGUACCAUCAACGUCCUAGAGCAUUACUUCGAGAUGUCAAGACCGGAUAGCGAACGUGCAUUGGCCAUCUAUAAGACAUUUACUAAACAGACGGAAGAAGUGGUGGAAUUUCUGGGCGUCGCCAGGCAUUUCCAGUCUGCCACCCGUUUAGAGAUUCCGAAUCUCAAGCAUGCCAACACCAACCUGGCGCGCCUUUUGGAAGACGACUUGAAUGACCCGGACUUUGAACUACGCCGUCGAGAAUAUCUGGCCCAGAAAGGAAUCAAGAAAGAUCUAGAUGGACCGUCCUCGGCAGCAACCUCUUCGGCCGCACCUAAGCCAGCUGCCACAUCUGCGUUUGACCCACCCGCGCAAGCCCCGGCCCAGAAACCCCAGCAGCAGAAGCCGCCACCAACGGAUCUCAUUGAUUUCUUCGAUUCGAUCGAAGGAAACCAACAGCCGAUGGCUCAGCAGAAUCCGGUGCAAUACCAACAAACGGGCUUUCAGCAGCAGCCCCAGCAGGCAUUCUACCCCCAGCAAACUGGGUUCCCGCAGCAGCCCCAGCCGCAGCAACAGCAGCCGCAGCAACCUCAAAUGACAGGAUACGGCCUACAAAACCCAUAUGGAGGCUUCCAGCAACAGAAUACUGGAAAUCCCUUUGGACAACAGCAAGCGCAACAGCAAGCACAACCGCUCCAGGCCACACCUACAGGGGCAGGAUUCGGGGGAUACACUCCCCAGCCUCAACAAUAUGGAUAUCAAUCGCAGCUAGCACCUGUCCCUCAGAACGGCGUUCCCUCAUUCCCCCAGCAGCAACAACCACCUGUGGCAAAUCAGUUGCAGCCGCAGACCACCGGAACGAAUCCUUUCCGGCAGUCGAUGAUGCUUAAUGCAACAACUACUGGCAAUGGGGCGGCCCCGGCAAGUCCACUACAAAGGCAGAACACGAAUCCGUUUGCGAAGCGUCUCUCUGUUGCUCACCAGCUCAAUGCACCCCCGACUGAACCGGUCCCACCAGUUCCACAGCAGCCACAACAGCCGCAAGCGCUUCAGCCGCAGCGAACGGGAACUAAUCCGUUUGCUCGGAGCUCGUCCAGUCAGUUUAUCAAUCAACAGACUGGCCAGGGCUGGCAGAGUAGCGGACAGGCCGGUACAAUGGGUGGCUUAGAACAAAUGGGCACGGUUCCUGUCUUCCCACGACCGGGGAUGAUCUGA
Messenger RNA from Penicillium waksmanii, 1761 nucleotides. Its product is annotated as ENTH domain protein. Gene Ontology annotation, cellular component: clathrin-coated pit; clathrin-coated vesicle. Bases 1 to 1761 code for a protein of 586 amino acids. The transcript is spliced from 6 exons. Gene Ontology annotation, biological process: clathrin-dependent endocytosis; clathrin coat assembly; vesicle budding from membrane. The record is from RefSeq and is a predicted model, not a curated record. Gene Ontology annotation, molecular function: clathrin heavy chain binding; 1-phosphatidylinositol binding; SNARE binding. Lineage: Eukaryota; Fungi; Ascomycota; Eurotiomycetes; Eurotiales; Aspergillaceae.